AUGGCCUUAACUACACUGCUUCCUCCUCUAACGGCAAGCAUAUAUUAUCCGGUGAUCACUGAGUUGGCGAGGGAGUUGAACGUAUCCAUUACCGAAAUCAAUCUCACUAUCACUGUGUACCUGAUCAUUCAAGGCAUUGCGCCAUCUUUUGUCGGCAAUCUGUCUGAUGAGACCGGUCGAAGACCAGCACUUCUCGUCUCUCUCCUGAUAUUUAUUGCUGGCAGUAUUGGAGCUGCCUUUAGGCGCAACUAUGCCCUCUUACUCGCGAUGAGAUGUGUUCAAAGUGCUGGAAGCAGCGGCACGAUCGCACUCUCUCUUGCAACAGUGUCAGACAUUGUCACUUCUGCAGAACGAGGACGUUACACAUCAUACGUCCAGAUGGGUUGGAUGCUUGGCCCUUCUCUAGGACCCGUUAUUGGUGGCUUACUGAGUCAAUACCUGGGCGUGAGCUCCAUCUUCUGGUUUCUCGCCAUCUACGCUUCGAUCGUGUGGAUAGUUUCUGCGGCCUUCCUCCCAGAAACAUGCCGAAGAAUCGUCGGAAAUGGAUCUACACCAACUUCAUAUUGGAAUAUGUCGUUGCUCGAGUACCUGCGACGCUCAAAACAAGAUGAAAUUUCUGCGACACACCAGUCAAAGCCAAGGACGGGACCCCGAGGUGCUCGUUUAAACCCGCUGAAAUCCCUUAAGUUAUUCCGCGAGAAAGAAACAGGUCUCCUGCUGCUGUACAGCGGCUUUAUCUACGCAAGCUCGUACAUGGUUCUGUCUACAUUCACGGACCAGCUGGAAGAGAAAUAUGGCUUCGACACGCUCCACAUCAGUCUUUGUUUCUUGGCAUCCGGGUUCGGGACAGCAACGUCGACUCUUCUGACGGGGCGGCUCCUCGAUUGGAACUUUCGUCGUCACGCAAAGCUCAUCGGUUUGGAAAUAUCGACCCAAAAACAACAAGACCUGGCUCGCUUCCCCAUCGAGGUCGCACGCCUCCAGAUCAGCAUUCCCGCACUGGUUAUGUGUAGCGUCUGCCUACUAGGCUACACCUGGACCUUGCAGAGUGGGAAGCACAUAGCGGUCACGCUGAUGUUCCUCUUCUUCGAGUGCUUUGGAAGUGCGAGCUCGUUUUCUGGCUUCAGUAACUUGGUUAUGGACCUGAACCGUGAAAAGCCGGGGACAGCAUCCGCGGCAAUGAACCUGGCCCGGUGCUGGAUGGGCGCCGGCGGAACUGCCUUUGCGACCCCAUUAGUCAGGUCGGGUGGCAUUGGAUGGUUGGGGGUGACGAUCGCAGGCAUUUGGAUCAUGUUCAGUCCAGUUGUCUUCUCCGCGAUUAAGUUUGGCCCACAAUGGAGAGAAGAAGAACGAAUACGGAAAGCAGACGACAAUAACUCGCAUCAGGAGACCCCGCCGUGA
Molecule: messenger RNA, 1401 nt
Organism: Truncatella angustata
Lineage: Eukaryota; Fungi; Ascomycota; Sordariomycetes; Amphisphaeriales; Sporocadaceae
Product: major facilitator superfamily domain-containing protein
Exons: 3
Coding region: 1-1401 (466 amino acids)
Biological process (GO): transmembrane transport
Molecular function (GO): transmembrane transporter activity
Source: RefSeq, a predicted model, not a curated record